Molecule: messenger RNA, 976 nt
Organism: Leptomonas pyrrhocoris
Lineage: Eukaryota; Euglenozoa; Kinetoplastea; Trypanosomatida; Trypanosomatidae
Exons: 1
Coding region: 101-976 (291 amino acids)
Source: RefSeq, a predicted model, not a curated record
GUUCUCUUUACUUCACUUUGGUCACACACUACUAUUACUAUUUUUGAUGCGAAGUAGUUUAAAUGAGACGAGGCAAGUGCAUUAUUCGAUGUAAUCAGCAAUGGGUGAAAUUCAGGUUUCAUUUGCGUUCUUAUCUUCAAGGACUGUUGAUUACUGCUGCAAUGCUGGCUCGAGUGCUGACUUGAGUAGCUCGGCAUCGCAAUUUAGAAUUCCGGAAGUCUCUAGCAGACGAGUUGCCCUUGUGAAGCUGUUAGACUUUGAGAGUGGCUGCUCGCGUGCUUUCCGUGCGUCGUGUUCAGAAACCGCUGAUGUUGGCGCCGUUUUUGACGCACUGAGACGAAGCGAAAAUUCUAAUGCUGUUGAAUUUGUUGGCUUCGAAUUGAUGUCGUUUUUUCCUGGUAAUUAUACUCAUUUAAAUGUUUCACGAGUGCUUUCUCCGCAUGAUCCAAUUCCUGAUUUUUUCUCAUGUCAGCGAGUGCGGCUCGGGCAGCGUCUCAAAUUUUCGGUGACGAGAUGGCUUGUGAUCAAUACGUUUGUUUGCAGCAACGAUGGGGAGCUGUUUGUUGGUCACGUACCCUUUCUUGUCCCUCUAACAGCUGAGGACGUUAGUAAAGCCUCAAUUCUCUCAGCGGUAGCUCGGAUUCUCAAUCUGAAUACAGAAUGCGAAGCACUUCUGCGCAACUGCAUUGUUCUCGCGUGCACCAACGAUGGACGGAAGAUUACGAUCGAUGAACCGCUGCAAGACGGCUGCGGUGCGGACCAGAUUUCAAUAGUGUACAACGCUGCGGACAUCGGCGACAUUGUUGUGGUGUCUGCGCAGUGGCACGCCAGUUCUCACAAAGGUCCAGCUCCCAUCAUACAAGGUGUGGUGACGCGUCGUUUUGUGCAAGACGGCAUGCUUUUAUUUGAUGUUAAGGAAAUGGAUACUGCUGUCGUGAUGGAGCGACUGAGCUGUACACAGCUUGUCCCUUUAUAG